Haemonchus placei is the source of this 354-nucleotide messenger RNA. NCBI's taxonomy places the organism in Eukaryota, Metazoa, Nematoda, Chromadorea, Rhabditida, Trichostrongylidae. The record is from the annotation of a GenBank genome assembly.
AUGUACCCUGUGCAGGUAGACGCCGGUUCAACUGUUAUUCGUGAAGGUGAUGCUGGCAACAUCAUGUACGCUGUACAAGAACUGUCUCCAGUACAUCUUACACGCUAUCGCCCAAACUGCAUUGAUGCAGUACUUACUCCGCUGUUUGUCUGUUGGCUCGACCAAUUUGGUUUACUUCUCCAUAAGGACAUCGUGCGAAAAGAGCUUUUUCGAAUGCUUAUCGGUCUGGAGGCGGUUCACGAUUAUUUUGAGGUGUUCAGUUUCGGCCGAGCAGUGGAAGUGGUACUCCAGAUAGUGCAAGGGAAAACGCGAAUACUGGCGUACUCAGAGAAAUAUGAGGCUUCAGAAAAGUAA